ACAGCAACGAUCACCCCCCUCAACUGCCACCCCCGUGUGCCUCCACAUCUCUCCAUCUCCAGCCUUUUUUUUUUUUUUUCGCACCGUUUAGCUCGUUGCUUUGUAGCUCGGUGAUUUCAGUUAUCUGUGGGCAAACCACUGCUCUUGCCUUUCGGAGAAGGAGCAUCAGGGGCAAGAGAAGAGGCUGAGCCAUCACCGCGACCGAUAGGAUCCCCGGUCGGGUCCCGCUUGGGACGAUUAUCCGCGCAUCCGAUAAAAACUGGAGGUGGGAGAAACGAGGCGAGAUGACUGUACAGUAACCCACCUUAAGGAGAGAGAGAGAGACCCCGGCCCCCGGUUAUCACCGAGUCUCCAGCAUCACCAAUGCGAUGGCAUAGCGGCUUCUGCAGCAAAACGAACAGGCUCGACUCAGAUCAGCAGGGCUCUCAUCCACCAUGACCCUCUGAAAGACAUCCGACACAGGCACAGAUGGGAUGAAAAUGCGGCGGCACAGGGUGUUCUUGCUGUGCACGGUGGGCCUGUGUGUCAUCUCCUUCCUCCACUAUUACAAGGCCCUUCAUUACGUCUCCCUGCUGCGUGAGCUCUCGGCUCCAUACCCCAACAUCAAGUCCUUCAUCAUGGUGACCGGCUUCUUCUGGAGGGAGAAGGGUAUGGCCGCCACCCCGCUCAGCCCCGCGUCUCCCGAAGAGGCCCCUCCACUACCUGGUCUCCAACAAUCAGACACCAAAGCCGGAGGUGUGGUGGGUCUCGGGGGAGGAGGGGGAGGGGAAGGGUUUGGCCCAGGGAUUCCGGAUGUGAUGAGGCAGAGGGAGGAGCCAGCACCCCCACACCCCUGGGAAAAACCAAAGGAAAACCAGCUGAGAGACGCAGCAAAUGAGAUGAGAGCUGAGGACCGUUUGAGGCCACAGAAUCCCGUCCACUCUGCACAGUCUGACAGGCUAGACCGUCCACAGCAACCAGCAGGAAAAGAGCAUCAAUAUAAGGACCCCUUAGAAUUUAUGGGAGACCUUCAUACCCGCACUUACCAGCUUCAAGAUGACAAAACACCUUAUUUUGUCCGCACCAAAGCUGGAGCCCUUUGCUUCAGGCAGGGGACAGAGGUAGCUACCCCAAAAGAGUACUCUGCAAAAUCAGGGGGGUCUGUGGCUAACGGGGCAGUUGGUCGGGCUAGUGCUCCUGGGCAACGGAAACCUCUGGAGCUUCAUCAGCAGCCCACCAUAGUGCCAAAGGUCAAAGCUCGGGCCAAGGGCAACGGGAAGCGGCUGGUCAAGUGUGUUUGUCGGCCUGGGUGGCAUGGACCUUACUGCGGGGUUCCCACAAUAGUGUACCACUCCAAUCUGCCAACUAAGGAGCGGCUGACUCCCAGAGAAACCCCGCGGAGGGUGAUCAACGCCAUCAACGUCAACCAUGAGUUUGACCUGCUGCAUGCACGCUUUCACGAGCUCGACGAGGCCGUGGACUUGUUCCUCGUCUGUGAAUCGAACUUCACCGCCUACGGAGAGAAACGGCCUCUCAGUUUCCUGCGGCUCCUUCUGAACGGAACCUACGACUACGUGAAACACAAGAUCCUGUACGUGUUCCUCGACCAUUUUCCAGAGGGAGGGCGGCAGGACGGCUGGAUUGCCGAUGACUACCUGCGUACGUUCCUGACACGCAAUGGCAUGUCCAGGGUGGUUGGCGCCAGAUCGGAUGAUGUUUUCGUCAUCAACGAUGCCGACGAGAUCCCAGCACACGAGGGCCUCCUUUUCCUCAAGCUGUUUGAUGGAUGGACAGAGCCUUUUGCCAUCCACAUGCGCAAGUCGUUGUAUGGCUUUUUCUGGAAGCAGUUUGGGUCUCUAGAGGUGGUUUCAGGCUGCACGUUGAGGAUGCUCCGUGACGUGUACGACGGCGACGGCAUCAAACUGCGCCGUCGCGAAUAUUACACCAUGCCGGGUUUCCGCAAAUACGAGAACGACACCGGCCACAUCCUGGUGCAGUGGUCGGUCGGCAGCCCCUUCCACUUUGCAGGGUGGCACUGCUCCUGGUGCUUCACACCCGAGGGGAUCUACUUCAAGCUGGUGUCAGCGCAGAACGGAGACUUCCCGCGGUGGGGCGACUACGAGGACAAACGUGAUCUCAGCUACAUCCGCGAUCUCAUCCGGACAGGCGGCUGGUUCGAUGGCUCCCUGCAGGAGUAUCCCCCAGUGGACCCCAAAGAGCACAUGUACGCCCCCAAGUACAUGCUGGAGAACUACGACAGGUAUCGCUACCUCUUGGAGAACCCUUACAGAAAAGAGUCCAGACUGAGUGAAGGCUAGGUGUCAGUUGGCAAAAAAAAAAAAUAAAUAAAAAUA
This is a messenger RNA of Archocentrus centrarchus (flier cichlid), 2333 nucleotides long. RefSeq names its product beta-1,4-mannosyl-glycoprotein 4-beta-N-acetylglucosaminyltransferase b (gene mgat3b). The record is from RefSeq and is a predicted model, not a curated record. NCBI's taxonomy places the organism in Eukaryota, Metazoa, Chordata, Actinopteri, Cichliformes, Cichlidae. The coding region runs from base 474 to 2297 and encodes 607 amino acids. Gene Ontology annotation, molecular function: beta-1,4-mannosylglycoprotein 4-beta-N-acetylglucosaminyltransferase activity. Gene Ontology annotation, biological process: N-acetylglucosamine metabolic process. Gene Ontology annotation, cellular component: membrane. The transcript is spliced from 5 exons.